UGGUCUCAGUCAGAGGAACAGCCAAAGGGUUACUGCUUCACAAUGCAGGUUUAUUGUCCGAAACCCUUUAUCCAGAUGGCAGUCGUGUCAAUUCUGCUUAUGUUUGUGGUUUCGCUGGAUGCUCAAGACGUUGAAUUACCCCAACCAACCAUGACUCUAGACCCACCGUUGAAGGUAAUUCUACCAGGAGAGGAAUUUUUGCUGAGUUGUCAUUUCCCUGUCACGCUCUGCACUGUUGAAUUCUACAGGAAUUACACGCAAAAAAUCUCAUUUAGGAAUCACGUGAGCCACAGUGCGUCCAUUAAGAAUGAGGAGAAUGUAAAAUCAAUAGGACGCAAUUCCUACACUUGCAAAUAUGAAAAAUUCUUUGAUAACAACAAGACUUGGGCAUAUUCACCUCUCAGUCAGCCUAUGGAAUUAACUGUAACAGAUGUGAUUCCGAAACCUACAAUCUCUUUGGAACCGGCCUCAGGUGUGGUGACAGUGGGGGGCCAAGUUCGUAUUAAUUGCACCAGCAGCUACCCAAGCCACAUCGCCCACUUGUAUAAAAAUAAUAGCAGAAUUGCUAUAUUUACCAAGAAUGUUUCUGACUCAGGGCAGACAGUAAGCUUCACUAUUGAAGACCUUGAAGCACUGGAUAGCGGAGAAUACAGCUGUGGUUUUGAGAAAACUUUAAAAGGCAUAGAAUACAUUUCAUCCCGAAGUGACACUGUGCAGUUGAAUGUUACGUACGACAUUUCAAAACCAACGAUGCACAUGGAGCCAUCCUCUGGUAUGGUCAGCGUGGGCGGACGGGUUCAAAUUACCUGCAAUGCAAGCUCUCCAAGCCUCACCAGCCAUCUAUACAGGAAACAUGUCAACAAACCUAUUGAUACACAGAACGUCUCAGAGUCCGACUGGUCAGUCACAUUCACCAUUUCGGACCUCAUACCAAAUGAUGCUGGGGAGUUCAGCUGCAGUUUUAUGAAAAUGGCAAAUGGAGAAAUAUAUGAAACAUUACGUAGUGACUUUGUGAAGAUCGCUGUAACUGAUGAGCUCCCAAAGCCAAUGGUAUCUGUGGUGCCAGCUUCUGGCGUCGUCACUGUGGGCGAGAGCGUUCAGAUUAAGUGCAGCAGCAGCUAUCCCUGCCACACCUCUCAUUUGUACAAGAAAUAUGAAAAGAAACCCGUUGAUGCACGGAAUCUAUCAGAUUCUGAACUAUCAGUCACCUACAAUUUGACAGACCUUCAACUAGUGGAGACUGGGGAGUACAGUUGCAAGUUUGUAGCAACUGUGAAAGGGGAAGAUUAUGAAUCAUCCCUCAGUGACUUUAUGAAGAUCAAUAUAACUGAUAAUUUGCCCAAGGCAAUCAUUUCUGUGGACCCACCGUCUGGGGUGGUCAAUAGAGGUAAAAUGAUUCGUUUGACCUGUUCAGGAUCCAUUCUGAACUCUGGUGGUUGGUUUUACUUCUACCGAGAUGGCAAGCGUAAAUGGUCACGGACUGUACCAGGCUCGGCUCAAUCAACCUCUUUCUCCAUUGGUGGCAAUACAAGAGUUGGAACUUGGAAAUACAGCUGCAAAUAUGCGAGAAAAGUAAAGAAAAACACGUAUUAUUCACCAAAAAGUGAACAGUUGCAGGUAACGGUGAGAGAUGGCAAUGGAGCAUCCAAUGUGUGUUUAAGUCCUUCGUAUCUACUUGGCUUCGUACUAUCUGGGAGUUUAAUUAUCCUGCUAACAGAAUAAACCCAUCCCAGAGAUACACGAUUAACACAGAUAUUGCCUAGGAUCCCUUUUUUUUUUAACAGAAUAAGGUCAAUUAUGAAUCCGCUGCAAAUUUUACCUAAUUGAGCAAAUGAACAGAAUUCUCUCAGUAAUCAAAUGCCAACAAAGUGAUUGCAUUCUAUCCCGCUGCUAAAGAUUCAAUCACACAACAAACAUUGUUCAUAAAUGGAGCACAUAAUCUGCACAAAUGCCGAGCAAGGGAGAUUUCCAAUAAGAGGCUAUUUCAGCACAUUGGCUUUCAAAGGCGUUGCCAUCACCUAAAGUCCUACAAUCAACAUCCUCGACUUUACCGUUGAAUGGGCAAUGAACUGAACUGGCUAUAUAAAUGCAAGGGCUACAAGAGAAGGUCAGAGGCUAGGAAAACUCAGUGAGUAGCUCACCUCCUAAAUCCCCUCGGCCUCUCUCUUUUCCACAAGGCAAAGACAGGAGUGAGAUAAACAACUCCCAACUUGCCAGAAUAGGUACAGCUCCGUAAACUUGACUUCACAGCACUGAGCACCACUGAGUACCAGCAGUGUGCACACAUGUUUAAGAUGCACAGCAGAAAUUCGCUAAAGGUUCUUCAAGCGCACCUGCCAAAUUCACAGGCACUUCCAUUUGAAUGGACAAGGAUAAAGGUACAUUGGAGCAGAAAACAAACCCGCAAGUUCCCUACCAAUCCUGCACCAUUCGGACUUGCAAUCAUCUCGCCAUUCCUUCGCUUUCAUUGAGCCAAAUUCCAGGAAAUCCUUUCCUUGUGCCAUUGUGGUGUCACCGUGACGAUACGUUUGCCCACACACAAACAAACAGUGAAUGGAAACAUAUUGAUUGAAUUAAUAGGUACCAUCUGUCCGUUUCCGUCCAGCAAAUUUGUCAGUUUCAUAGUAGAAUCAUGUUAUGUAAAUGACACAUGCUAAAAUUCAAUGACUCACCAAAUGACUGUUCGGGUGUGGAGUGGGGGUGGGGAGUGGUGGAGUUGCGAAAUAGAGUUCACAAGUACCUCUAAGUAGAAUCCUACGCUAAAAUAAUAAAAGAUAAAUGUCCAUUAACUGAACUAUACAAUUCCUUGUGAUUCUCGCAGACAAGAUGCCAAAACAUUGUUUGCAUGACCUAUAAUCACUAUUAGCCAGAAAUUCAAACUGUGCUCAUCUAUUCAACCACGAUAAUCACAUGGUCUAUCACUGACUGAUGAAAAGAAAUUGCUGUUUUUUCUCUCCCGACAACAUGGCCUGGAAUCUCAAUAUAGUGGCAGCAAAUGAAAAUGCAUGCCUGGAAGAGGCUCUUAAACAGAGCAGAAACAUUUUAAUGGUGAUUUUUGUUGGCAUUUCAUUAUUGCAGGAUAUGUCGUUAUUUGUAAAAGGCCCAUAAAAUAGUUAAAAGCUCAAUAGUAUUUUCUUACAGAGCUCCACACGGCACAGGGAUCUAAAACUUGUGCCAUUACAUUGACAUCACAAACUUGAAUAGGAAGUGACCAACGGGAAAAAGCAAGAUAAAUCUUCCCACAGAAUAUCUGUGCAAAACAAACAAUGCUGUAUGAUCAGAAAAGUUGUGCCCUGGGGAACAUUUAUUAUAUUUGUCACGAGCUACAUGCUCGACGAAAGUCAUAUUGAGUUUUGGCAUAGUAUCACUUGCUGAGCAGGCAAUAAUUUACUUUCCAUUUUGACAAUUUAGUUUACUGAUGUAUUAUAUUAUAUUGGAAGAAAUGAUGGGGAGGCUGCACUGUGGAUAAUGCACGAAUAGAUAUGUUUUUCGAGAAACGUGUUUCGAGAAAUAAUACACUGCACCUCAUUUUUUUCUUAAUAACGAUUAUAUAUUUGUGCAGACUCGAUGUCCUAAACGAUUUUUUACUUUUCCUGUGCUAUAGGCGACUACCUCUUUUCAUUGUUUUUUUUAAUUUUAUGGACUCUCCCCCGAUCCAAAACUUUCAUUUCCUGUCCAAAUUCCUUGAUUGUCCCUCGACUCCCUCCAUAUUUUGAAACACAAAUAGAAUUUUCUGGUAAAAUUCAGCAGCUCUGGCAACAUCUAUGGAGAGAAUCAGCGUUAAAGUUUCGAGUUGAGUGACAAUUCCUUUAUUUUUUUUACACCUGCUUGUUUAAAAAAAAAAGAUUGCAGCCUUUCAAACUGAAAUAUAGAAGCUUUACAGUCGAUAUAGAAUGCAUUUUUAUUUGUCCAUUUAUUGUUGAAGAUAAAAGCGCUGAAAUAGUAUUUCUGCUACCUGUGUUGAUUUUGCUUCAGCAGGUUAUUCUUUUACGUGAUGUAGUUUCUUUUUUGUCUAUUAAACAUUGAUGUUCCUUUGUUAAAAUCCAGUGAAAUGUCUCGUUUGAACUUGUUCAGAGACUUGCCACCUUGUUAUUCAAAUCGCAAAAGUAAAAUGUGAUCUGAUUUAU
Rhincodon typus (whale shark) is the source of this 4127-nucleotide messenger RNA. Its product is annotated as leukocyte immunoglobulin-like receptor subfamily A member 3. The record is from RefSeq and is a predicted model, not a curated record. Bases 43 to 1722 code for a protein of 559 amino acids. NCBI's taxonomy places the organism in Eukaryota, Metazoa, Chordata, Chondrichthyes, Orectolobiformes, Rhincodontidae. The transcript is spliced from 8 exons.